Messenger RNA from Alexandromys fortis (reed vole), 2175 nucleotides. It is a transcript of the gene Atp1b4, whose product is annotated as ATPase Na+/K+ transporting family member beta 4. The transcript is spliced from 8 exons. The coding region runs from base 1 to 1071 and encodes 356 amino acids. The record is from RefSeq and is a predicted model, not a curated record. Gene Ontology annotation, cellular component: nuclear inner membrane; sodium:potassium-exchanging ATPase complex. Lineage: Eukaryota; Metazoa; Chordata; Mammalia; Rodentia; Cricetidae. Gene Ontology annotation, biological process: potassium ion transport; sodium ion transport; regulation of DNA-templated transcription.
AUGAGAAGGCAGCUCCGCUCCAGAAGGGCUCCGGCCUUCCCUUACGGUUAUCGCUACAGACUUGAUGACCAGGAUGAAGUAAAUCAGAACUACUUAGCAGACGAGGAGGAUGAAGCCGAAGAAGAGGCUCAGGUGAUGAUGGCUCCUGGUCUGGAGGAAGAAGAAGAAGAGGAGGAGGAAGGAAAAGAGGAGGAGGAAGAAAGGGAGGAAGAAGGUCAGGGUCAGCUGACAGGCAAUGCCUGGAGGCAGAAAUUGCAGACCGUGACUGAAUACCUGUGGGACCCGGAGAAAAGGAUGUCUCUGGCCCGAACAGGUCAGAGUCGGAGUCUGAUUUUAGUCAUUUACUUCUUCUUCUAUGCCUCCCUGGCUGCUGUGAUCACGCUAUUCCUGUACAUGCUGUUCCUAGCCGUCAGUCCCUACAUGCCAACCUUCACCGAGCAGGUGAAACCUCCCGGAGUCAUGAUCAGACCCUUCGCUCACAGCCUUAACUUCAACUUCAACGUUUCCCAACCUGAAACUUGGCAGCAUUAUGUGGUCAGCCUGAAUGGCUUUCUCCAGGGCUAUAACGACAGUCUUCAAGAGGAAAUGAAUAUAGAUUGUCCUCCGGGACAGUUCUUCAUCCAAGAUGGCGAUGAGGAUGAGGACAAGAAGGCCUGCCAUUUUAAGCGCUCUUUCCUGAAAAAUUGCUCUGGGCUGGAGGACCCUACUUUUGGAUACUCUACUGGACAGCCUUGCAUCCUCCUCAAGAUGAACCGGAUUGUAGGCUUUCGUCCUGAGCUUGGAGACCCUGUGAAGGUAGCCUGCAAAGUUCAGAAAGGUGACGAAAAUGACAUUCGAUCCAUCAAUUACUACCCAGAGUCGGCGUCUUUUGACCUCCGCUACUACCCUUACUAUGGCAAACUGACUCACGUUAACUACACCUCGCCCCUGGUCGCAAUGCAUUUUACAGAUGUGGUGAAGAACCAAGUAGUGCCUGUACAGUGCCAGCUGAAGGGCAAAGGCAUCAUCAAUGACGUCAUCAACGAUCGUUUUGUGGGGAGGAUAAUCUUCACCCUGAACAUAGAAACCUAGGAACUCCUGGGGGGCCACUCACACCGGUUCUGGUUUCAUUUUGUGUUAUCCCUGGUAGCACUUCGAUUCCUUUUUCCUCGGUUAAGACACAGCCAGAUGGACGCCUAAGACCAGAUCAUCUUUCCUUGCCUUUGACGUGUGUAUGAAGUGAUAUUGUGGGACCUGCUUGUUUUUUUUUUUUUUUUUUAGGUCGUCUCUCCCGGUGACAGACUAUAUUAAUUUCCUCUCCUUCCCUUCAAACUCAGACCUCUUGAUACAAGUCUCACUAUCUACAGCAUCUGAUAGCGUUCAUAUUGUCAGGACAAUAUUUAUCAUGUUUUCUUAAAAUGUGUUGGUUUUAGAGGUGAUAUUAUUCCCAGUCAGGUGGGUAUUCUAACCCACCACGCACUCACCUUUAAAACUGCCUUCCAAGGUCUUUCCUCAGAAACUAACAUCAGACAAACCCAGAAUAUACAAAACUGAAAGCUACUCUCCCUACAGAACUUUAUAUAGGGGUAGGGGGCUUGAACAUUUGGCUGUCUCCCAUAAGUGACUUAAUACUGAUUCAUGAUUCCGUUAUUUUCCGCCAGGACAGCAAGCAAUGCUGGCAGGUUAUUGGUCUGGGAUAGAGAUGAAGACCUUCUGUGAGACGUUUUGUGGAGGGAAGUAGAUCCUAGUGCAACCAGGGAGAAGUGUUAGCAUAGGGAGGCGCUGGUUCUUGAUUGCUCUGUAGUAUAACCAGCCAAAGGCAAAAAUUCUUGCAAACAAGUUUUUCUCAACUCCUAACAGAAGAGAAAACAUGAAAAAAAAUCUUCUUUGGUCAAAUCGUCUUGGCCCGCUUGCUUGAUAGUUGUGUGGUUGUCUUUGAGAUCAGCAGGGAUGGGUGCCUUGAUCCCCCAGCUACAACCUUGGGGAUUGAAAUUAGGGUUCUCCAACUAAUAUGUGGCAGGACCAAAAGCUCCUGCCAGGCCUCCCUGAAGCCAAUGCCCAUUAGCCAGUUUUGCAUUUCCUUUAAAAAUCACACGAGGCAGAUGUUUAUCCAGGUUGUGUAUCAGCCAAGUUGCUUUGUUUUUUCUUUGGCCAUGUGACCAUUCCAAUUGCUUCUUAAUGCCUCCACCAGAGGGA